AUGGCUUCUUCUUCUUCUUCUCGGCCUCGCACGUGGAGAUACCGGGUCUUCACGAGCUUCCAUGGCCCCGACGUUCGUAAAUCCUUUCUCAGUCAUUUACGCAAACAGUUUAGCUGCAAUGGGAUUUCGAUGUUCGAUGAUCAAAGAAUCGAGAGAAGCCAAACGAUCGCUCCUGCUCUCAAUCAAGCGAUUAGGCAAUCGAGGAUCUCGAUCGUGGUGCUCUCGAAGAGGUAUGCUUCUUCAGGAUGGUGUUUGGAUGAAUUGGUGGAGAUUUUCAAGUGCAAGGAAGAAAUUGGGCAAAUUGUGAUGACGAUCUUCUACGAGGUAGAUCCAUCUGAUGUACGGAAACAAACCGGAGACUUUGGGAAGGUUUUCAACGAAACUGCGCUCGUAAAACGAAGGAAGAGAGACGAAAUGGAGCCAAGCUUUGAACGAUGUGGGCAACAUAGCCGGAGAGCAUUUCCUAAACUGUCUUUGUUACAUUUAGGUGAUGAGGAUGAAGCUAUGAUUGUUGGAAUUUCAGGUCCUGCAGGCAUUGGUAAAACCACCAUCGCCAGAGCUUUACAUAGCCGACUCUCUAGCGGUUUCCAGCUCACUUGUUUCAUGGAGAAUCUUAGGGGAAGCAGUAGCAAUGGUCUUGAUGAGUAUGGUUUGAAGCUGCGAUUACAAGAAGAGCUUCUUUCCAAGAUUUUAAACCAAAAUGGUAUGAGGAUAUACCAUUUACGUGCGAUACCGGAAAGGCUAUGCGACCAGAAAGUCUUAUCAUUCUUGAUGAUGUUGACGAUCUGCAGCAACUUGAGGCUUUGGCUGAUGAAACUAAGCUGGUUUGGUCCUGGAAGCAGGAUUAUCGUAACCACAGAAGAUCAAGAGCUUUUGGAGCAACAUGAUAUCGUAUCACAUACCAUGUGGAUUUUCCAACUGACGAAGAAGCUAGUAAGAUCUUUGUAG
Molecule: messenger RNA, 948 nt
Organism: Microthlaspi erraticum
Lineage: Eukaryota; Viridiplantae; Streptophyta; Magnoliopsida; Brassicales; Brassicaceae
Source: the annotation of a GenBank genome assembly